AUGGAUCUGAGUCUGCUCAAGGCUCUGGAACGAGAGAAGGUUCUAGAGGUUCUUCAGAGGGACAAACUUCUGCGCAACAUGGAGGAGGACAGGAUCAGGUAAACAAUAUUAUUCACUUUACUUAAGCCAAGCUUUUCACAUUUACUGCAUGAACACUGUACAACAACUCCCCUUUGAGGGAUUUUCAGGAUCUGUGGAGUCUGUGACAACAAUGAUGAUGUUCCUCAAAAUAUAAUUCAUAGUUGUUGUUUUACGGUUGAUCAGAAAUUAUAUGAGGCAGUCAAUCUGAAUGAAUGCAACAAAGCUACUUCAAAAAUGUACAGAAAAUGCAGAUGUGAAGAGGACUGUAAGUACAGUUGUUAAAGCAUUGCCAUCGCUACUGUACCUCCUCCAUCUGCCACCAUCUGCUUUUACAGGAGGCUGAAGAUGGAGCUACAGGACAUCCGGAGGAAAGGUGCGAAGAGUUUUGCCCGGCAAUACAGCGAGAGGACGUGUGCCCGUUGUCAGAGGCCACUGGGCAAGUUCUGGAACUCGGGCGCUGUGUGCCAAGGCUGCAGUCACCGCAUCUGCAACAAGUGCCGCGUGGGCGUGUCCACGCUGGACUGGAAGUGCACUGUCUGCCACGCCUACAGGUAGGAGGCAUGUCAGUGCCAUAACAUAGAUGUCAUGUCAGCGCCGUAACAUAGACUUUCAGCACUAUAACCAUGGUUGACUGUAAUAUUGACUGUAAUAUUUUUAUAGUUGUUAUUCUCUAAUCCUUAUUCAAUGAUUAAGGCGUGUUAACUUGUUGAGAAAAUGAACUGACAAAAGGUACAGUAUUUCCUUUGUAGUCUAAACAAAGGUUAAUUAAUCUAAAAUUCACUUCUCAGGGAGGUAAAGUUCAGGUCUGGGGAGUGGUUUGUGGAAGAGAGGGCCAAGAAAUUUCCACCUGAUGCAGGUUUGUUUCCUAUACUCCUCACAUGCCCCAUUCACUCAUAAUUAAUAUGCAUAAUUCACAUAAUUCAUGCCUUAUAUAUCAACAAAAAAAUAAAAUAAAAUUGUGUUUGUCACAUGUGCCGCAUACUAUAGGUGUGGACCUUACAGUGAAAUGCUUACUUACAAGCCCUUAACCAACAAUGCAGUUUUAAGAAAAAUAUGUAUUAAGUAAAAAAUAAAUAAGUAAAAAAGAAAUAAAAUAAAAAAAUUAUAAUAAUUAAAGAGCAGCAGUAAAAUAACAGCCGUGAGGCUAUGUACAGGGGGUACAGGUACAGAGUCAAUGUGCUGGGGCACGGGUUAUUCGAGGUAAUUGAGGUAAUAUGUACACUACCGUUCAAAAGUUUGGGAUCACUUAGAAAUGUUCUUGUUUUCGAAAGAAAAGCAAUUUCUUUGUCCAUUAAAAUAACAUCAAAUUGAUCAGAAAUACAGUGUAGACAUUGUUAAUGUUGUAAAUGGCUAUUGUAGCUGGAAACAGCUGAUUUUUUAUGGAAUAUCUACAUAGGCGUACAGAGGCCCAUUAUCAGCAACCAUUUCAGUCAUCAGUCCUGUGUUCCAAUGGCACGUUGUGUUUGCUAAUCCAAGUUUAUCAUUUUAAAAGGCUAAUUGAUCAUUAGAAACCCCUUUUGCAAUUAUGUUAGCACAGCUGAAAACUGUUGUGCUGAUUAAAGAAGCAAUAAAACUGGCCUUCUUGAGACUAGUAGAGUAUCUGGAGCAUCAGCAAUUGUGGGUUCGAUUACAGAAUCAAAAUGGCCAGAAACAAAAAACUUUCUUCUGAAACUUGUCAGUCUAUUCUUGUUCUGAGAAAUGAAGACAAUUCCAUGCAAGACAUUGCCAAGAAACUGAAGAUCUCGUACAACGCUGUGUACUACUCCAUUCACAGAACAGCGCAAACUGGCUCUAACCAGAAUAGAAAGAGGAGUGGGAGGCCCCGGUGCACAACUGAGCAAGAGGACAAAUACAUUAGAGUGUCUAGUUUGAGAAACAGACACCUCACAGGUCCUCAACUGGCAGCUUCAUUAAAUAGUACCCGCAAAACAUCAGUCUCAACGUCAACAGUGAAGAAGCGACUCCGGGAUGCUGACCUUCUAGGCAGAGUUGCAAAGAAAAAGCCAUAUCUUAGACUGGCCAAUUAAAAGAAAAGAUUAAGAUGGGCAAAAGAACACAGACACUGGACAGACGUGUUAUGGACAGACGAAUCAAAGUUUGAGGUGUUCGGAUCACAAAGAAGAAAAUUUGUGAGACGCAGACUAAAUGAAAAGAUGCUGGAGGAGUGCUUGAUGCCAUCUGUCAAGCAUGGUGGAGGCAGUGUGAUGGUCUGGCGGUGAUUUGGUGGUGGUAAAGUGAGAGAUUUGUACAGGGUAAAAGGGAUCAUGAAGAAGGAAGGCUAUCAUUCCAUUUUGCAACGCCAUGCCAUACCCUGUGGACGGCGCUUGAUUGGAGCCAAUUUCCUCCUACAACAGGACAAUGACUCAAAGCACAGUUCCAAACUAUGCAAGGACUAUUUAGGGAAGAAGCAGUUAGCUGGUAUUCUGUCUAUUAUGGAGUGGCCAGCACUGUCACCGGAUCUCAACCCUAUUGAGCUGUUGUGGGAGCAGCUUGACCGUGGGAGGUGCUUCAGGAAGCAUGGGGUGAAAUCUCUUCAGAUUACCUCAAUAAUGCUCUCGAUGGUGCAGCUGUAUAACUUUUUGAGGAUCUGAGGUCCCAUGCCAAAUCUUUUCAGUCUCCUGAGGAUGAAUUGGCUUUGUCGUGCCCUGUUCAUGACUGUCUUGGUGUGUUUGGACCAUGAUAGUUUGUUGGUGAUGUGGACACCAAGGAACUUGAAGCUCUCAACCUGCUCCACUACAGCCCCGUCGAUGAGAAUGGGGGCAUGCUUGGUCCUCCUUUUCCUGUAGUCCAAAAUACAGCUAUACAUAGGGGAAGAUGUAUUUUCAGUUGUUUGCUUAGUGAUCUUCUACAUCAGCUGACUUUGACUAAAUAAUGCAUUGUUGCUGUUUGCUACAACAUUGCCCGGGAGAAUGGGAGAAAGUCCAUAACAGCAAUAUACAAUUGUGUGUGUACUCAGUGCCGUUUCUAGGCAUAAAAAACAUACAGUGCCUUCAAAAAGUAUUCACACCCUCAGAAAUGUUCCACAUUUUGUUGUGUUACAGCCUGAAUUUUUUAUUUAUUAAAUUGAGAUUUUUUGUGACUGGCCUUCCCCAUAAUAUCAAAGUGGAAUUAUGGUUUUCAGGAUUUUUACUAAUGAAUGAAAAAUAAAAAGCUGAGCUGUCUUAAGUCAAUAAGUAUUCAACCCCUUUGUUAUGGCAAGCCUAAAUAAAAGUAAACAAUUGCUUAAGUCACAUAAUACACUGCUCAAAAAAAUUAAGGGAACAGUUAAACAACACAAUGUAACUCCAAGUCAAACACACUUCUGUGAAAUCAAACUGUCCACUUAGGAAGCAACACUGAUUGACCAUACAUUUCACAUGCUGUUGUGCAAAUGGAAUAGACAACAGGUGGAAAUUAUAGGCAAUUAGCAAGACACCCCCAAUAAAGGACUGGUUUUGCAGGUGGUGACCACAGACCACUUCUCUGUUCCUAUGCUUCCUGGCUGAUGUUUUGGUCACUUUUGAAUGCUGGCGGUGCUUUCACUCUAGUGGUAGCAUGAGACGGAGUCUACAACCCACACAAGUGGCUCAGGUAGUGCAGCUCAUCCAGGAUGGCACAUCAAUGCGAUCUGUGGCAAGAAGGUUUGCUGUGUCUGUCAGCGUAGUGUCCAGAGCAUGGAGGCGCUACCAGGAGACAGGCCAGUACAUCAGGAGACGUGGAGGAGGCCGUAGGAGGGCAACAACCCAGCAGCAGGACUGCUACCUCCGCCUUUGUGCAAGGAGGAGCACUGCCAGAGCCCUGCAAAAUGACCUCCAGCAGGCCACAAAUGUGCAUGUGUCUGCUCAAACGGUCAGAAACAGACUCCAUUAGGGUGGUAUGAGGGCCCGACGUCCACAGGUGGGGGUUGUGCUUACAGCCCAACACCGUGCAGGACGUUUGGCAUUUGCCAGAGAACACCAAGAUUGGCAAAUUCGCCACUGGCGCCCUGUGCUCUUCACAGAUGAAAGCAGGUUCACACUGAGCACAUGUGACAGACGUGACAGAGUCUGGAGACGCCGUGGAGAACGUUCUGCUGCCUGCAACAUCCUCCAGCAUGACCGGUUUGGCGGUGGGUCAGUCAUGGUGUGGGGUGGCAUUUCUUUAGGGGGCCGCACAGCCCUCCAUGUGCUCGCCAGAUGUAGCCUGACUGCCAUUAGGUACCGAGAUGAGAUCCUCAGACCCCUUGUGAGACCAUAUGCUGGUGCGGUUGGCCCUGGGUUCCUCCUAAUGCAAGACAAUGCUAGACCUCAUGUGGCUGGAGUGUGUCAGCAGUUCCUGCAAGAGGAAGGCAUUGAUGCUAUGGACUGGCCCGCCCGUUCCCCAGACCUGAAUCCAAUUGAGCACAUCUGGGACAUCAUGUCUCGCUCCAUCCACCAACGCCACGUUGGACCACAGACUGUCCAGGAGUUGGCGGAUGCUUUAGUCCAGGUCUGGGAGGAGAUCUCUCAGGAGACCAUCCGCCACCUCAUCAGGAGCAUGCCCAGGUCAUACAGUCACGUGGAGGCCACACACACUACUGAGCCUCAUUUUGACUUGUUUUAAGGACAUUACAUCAAAGUUGAAUCAGCCUGUAGUGUGGUUUUCCACUUUAAUUUUGAGGGUGACUCCAAAUCCAGACCUCCAUGGGUUGAUAAAUUUGAUUUCCAUUGAUAAUUUUUGUGUGAUUUUGUUGUCAGCACAUUCAACUAUGUAAAGAAAAAAGUAUUUAAUAAGAUUAUUUCAUUCAUUCAGAUCUAGGAUGUGUUAUUUUAGUGUUGCCUUAAUUUUUUUGAGCAGUGUAAGUUGCAUGGACUCACUCUGUGUGCAACAAUAGUGUUUAAACUUAUUUUUGAAUGACUACCUCAUCUCUGUACCCUACAAGUACAAUUAUCUGUAAGGUCCCUUAGUCGAGCAGAGAAUUUCAGGCUAAGAUUCAACCACAAAGACCAGGGAGUUUUUCCAAUGCCUCGCAAAGAAGGGCAUCUAUUGGUAGAUGGGUAAAAACAGAAAAGCAGACAUAGUAUAUCCCUUUGAACAUGAUGAAGUUAUUAAUUACACUUUGGAUGGUGUAUCAAUACACCCAGUCACUGCAACGGAAACCGCUCAGGGAUUUCAGCAUGAGUGACUUUAAAACAGUUACAGAGUUUAAUGACUGUGAUGGGAGGAAAUUGAGGAUGGAUCAAAAACAUUGUAGUUAGUCCGCAUUACUAACCUAAUUGACAGAGUGAAAAGAAGGAAACCUGUACAGAAGAAAAAAAAUCCAAAACAUGCAUCCUGUUUGCAACAAGGCACUAAAGUAAUACAUGCAGAAAAUGUGGCAAAGCAAUACACUUUUUGUCCUGAACACAAAUAAUUAUGUUUGGGGCAAAUCCAAUACAACACAACUGAGUAGCACUCUCCAUAUUUUCAAGCAUGGUGGAGCAGGACACACCCACUCGCAUCACUUGGAUGGAGCGGGACACACCCACUCGCGUAACUUCCUGUUGAACGCGUAACUUGUAAGAGCUUGGUUUGUUGUUUUGAAAGUCUAUUGAAAAAGAUUAGUUACUAGCUAGCUACAUUUUGAGUUUGGAUCCCACGAAGCGGUUGGCAUCAGUUGCUGGGACUGCUACUAUCUCUCGAGUGAUCCUGCCGACUAAGGCCGGAUCUGAGGAGCUGCUUGGCGUAGCAGCUAGCCUGGCUGCUAGCUAGCUGCUUAUCAAGUUAGUGUGGUUUUCUUGAGGGCUUGAACGCACCCCGCGACGCGGUUAGCCAUUGUGGCUGGGACCGCGGAUGGUCUCGGGCUUGUGGCUGUCUAGAUCACUGCUGUUUGUUGUUGUUGUUUCUAAUCUUCUCUGUGACCUGCCCUGUCUGGAACUGUGAGAAGUAACAGCGUAACCUACGAUUAUCUCGAGGGACAAUCAAGUCGGAACGACAUUGUUGUGGACAGAAUUGCAGAAUCUCCACAUGAGACCUGGACAGAGUCUGAGGACAAAGUGAGGGAAAUGAUCUCGGAGAAACUGAAGAUGGACCACCGGAGAUUGAGAUGGAGGUUCAUGAAAUCAAUCAUUUGCUAACAUCAGAUAACAUUAACAUAUUAGCCAUUUCUGAGACUCACUUAGAUAAUUCAUUUGAUGAUACAGCAGUAGCAAUACAAGGAGAUAACAUCUGUAGAAGAGACAGGAAUGCUUAUGGGGGAAGUGUUGCCGUAUAUAAACAGAGGUCUACUUUCUUGGGGACUUGAAUAUUGACUGGUUUUCAUCAAGCUGUCCGCUCAAGAGGAAGCUUCUCACUGUAACCAGUGGCUGUAAUCUGGUUCAAGUUAUUAAUCAACCUAUCAGGGUAUUUACAAACACUACAAGAACAAGAUCAUCCACAUGUAUUGAUCACAUUUUUACUAAUACUGUAGAACUCUGUUCUAAAGCUGUAACCAUACCCAUUGGAUGCCGUGAUCACAAUAUGGUGGCUAUAUCCAGGAAAGCCAACGUUCCAAAAGCUGAGCCUAAAAUAGUGUGUUAGAGAUCAUACAAAAGAUUUUGCUGUGACUUUUAUUAUGGAUGAUUUAAAAAAUAUGUGUUGGUCUGAUGUGAUUAUUAAGGAGCAUCCAGAAGCUGCACUUUAUGAAAUUGCUUCUUACAAUUAUUGAUAAACAUGCACCUGUUAAGAAACUCACGGUUAGAACUGUUAAGGCUCCAUGGAUUGAUGAGUAAUUGAAAAACUGUAUGGUUGAAAGAGAUGGGGCAAAAUGAGUGGCUAAUAAGUCUGGCUGCAUAUCUGACUGGCUGACUUACUGCAAAUUGAGAAAUGUUGUGACUAAACUCAACAAAAAGUAGAAGAAACUGUAUUAUGAAGCCAAGAUCAAUGAUAAAAACGUUGGUGGCGUGUUCAUCACAAAACCAUUUGAUGUUGCCAAUUAUUUUAAUGAUUACUUCAUGGGCAAAGUGGGCAAACUUCAGCAGGAAAUGCCCACAACUAAUCAUACUCAUGCAUAAAAAAACGAAUAAUGAAAGAAAAGCAUUGUAAUUUAGAGUUUUGUAAAGUUAGUGUGGGAGAGGCAUUGACAACUCAGAUGGAAAGCUCCUGAGGAUGGUAGCUGACUCUGUAGCCACUCCUGUCUAUCAAAUCUUUAAUCUGAGCCUAGAGGAAAGUCUUUGUCCUCAGGCCUGGAGGGAAGCUAAAGUCAUUCCGCUGGCGGCCUUUACUGGUUCUAACAGCAGAUCUAUCAGCUUGCUGCCAGCUCGUAGCAAACUGUUGGAAAAAAUUGUGUUUGACAAAAUACAAUGCUAUUUCUCUGUAAACAAAUUACCAACAGACUUUCAGCAUGCUUAUGGAGAAGGGCACACAACAUGUUUUGCAAUGACACAAAUGACUGAUGAUUGGUUGAAAGAAAUUGAUACGAAGUUUGUUGUAGCUGAACUGUUAUAUUUCAGUGCAGCCUUUGAUAUUAUUGACCAUAACCUGUUGUUGAGAAAACAUAUGUGUUAUGGCUUUUCAACCUCUGCCAUAUCGUGGAUUCAGAGCUAUCUAUCUAAUAUAACUCAGAGGGUUUUCUUUAAUGGAAGCUUCUCUAAUGUCAAACAUGUAAAGUGUGGUGUACCGCAGGGCAGCUCUCUAGGCCCCCUGCUCUUUUCUAUUUUUACCAAUGACCUACCACUGGCAUUAAACAAAGCAUGUGAGUCCAUGUAUGCUGAUGAUUCAACCAUAUACGCAUCAGCAACCACAGCUAAUGAAGUCACUGAAACCCUUUUGAAAUGGGUCGGCAGUAAUAAACUGGUCCUGAACAUCUCUAAAACUAAGAGCGUUGAAAUAGGUACAAACCAUUCCCUAAGUUCUAGACCUCAUCUGAAUCUGUUAAUGAAUGGUGUGGCAGUUGAACAAGUUGAGGAGACUAAAUUACUUGGUUUUACCUUAGAUUGUAAACUGUCAUGGUCAAAACAUAUAGAUUCAAUGGUUGUAAAGAUUGGGAGAGGUCUGUCCUUAAUAAAAAUAUGCUCUGAUUUUUUGACACCACACUCCAAAAUCAAGUCCUGCAGGCUCUAGUUUUGUCUUAUCUUGAUUAUUGUCAAGUCGUGUGGUCGAGUGCUGCAAGGAAAGACCUAGUUAAGCUGCAGCUGACCCAGAACAGAGCGGCACUUCUUGCUCUUCAUUGUAAACAGAGAGCUAAUAUUAAUACUAUGCAUGCCAGUCUUUCUUGGCUGAGAGUUGAGGAAAGACUGACUGCAUCACUUCUCUUUUUUAUAAGAAACAUUAAUGUGUUGGAAAUUCCAAAUUGUUUGCAUAGUCAGUUUACACACAGCACUGCCACACACACUUACCCCACAAGACAUGCCACCAGGGGUCUUUUCACAGUCCCCAGGUCCAGAACAAAUUCAAGGAAACGUACAAUAUUAUACAGAGCCAUGAGUGCAUGGAACUCCCUUCCAUCUUAUAUAGUGCAAGUGAACAGCAAACCUGGUUUAAAAAACGAAUAAAGCAACACCUCACGGCACAACGCCUCUGCCCCAUGUGACCUACUUCGUGUGUGUAUGUACUGACAUGUAUGUGUAACUGAUAGAUGCACACACACACACACACUACACAUUAAUGUUUUUACAUGUAAAUUGUAAAGUAUUUUGCCUGUAAUGUAUUUUUUGUUAUGUGUCGGACCCCAGUAAGACUAGCUGUCACCAUUGACGUCGGCUAAUGGGGAUCCAAUAAAUCAAAUCAUGGUUGUGGCUGCAUCAUGUUAUGGGUAUGCUUGUAAUCGUUAAGGAUUGGGGAGUUUUUCAGGAUAAAAAAUUAAUGGCAUGGAGCUAAGCACAGGUAAAAUCCUAGAGGAAAACCAGGUUCAGUCAGCUUUCCACCAGACGCUGGGCGAUUAAUUCACCUUUCAGCAGGACAAUAACUUAAAACACAAGGCCAAAUCUACACUGGAGUUGCUUACCAAGUUGACAGUGAAUGUUAUUGAGUGGCCAAGUUACAGUUUUGACUUAAAUCUGCUUGAAAAUCUAUGACAAGACUUGAAAAUGAUUAUCUAGCAAUGAUCAACAACCAAUUUGACAGUUUGAAGAAUUUUGUAAAGAAUAAUGGGCAAAUGUUGCACAAUCCAGAAAGACUCACAGCUGUAAUCGCUGCCAAAGCUGAUUCUAACACGUACUGGCUCAGGGGGUUGAAUACUUAUGUAAUCAAUAUAUUAGUGUUUUAUUUUCAUACAUUCUUUUGUUGUUAAAACAAUUGACAAUAAAUGACAAAACAAUUGUAAUCCCACUUUGUAACACAACAAAAUGUGGAAAGAUUCAAUGGGUGUGAAUACUUUCUGAAGGCCCUGUAAGUGGCUGCUUAGGGCCCCGCGGCAACAUGACAUUUGUUUUAAAACUGCUAAAUGUUCUCUCUGCCCCAUGGCAAAAUAUGUAGAAUAGCAGAAAAUGUUAUCUAAAACUGCAACAGUUUCUCUACGCCCCAUGGCAAAACGUGUAGAAUUGCAGGACAAGCUUCAAAUGUUGCUUAGGGCAACCAAAAUGAUAGAAACGGCCCUGUGUGGACUAGUAUUGGAAGCUAUAGCAAUAUUCUUCUACUUUACAGAAAUGCAUGAGACUAUUGGGGAGAAACUACUGAAGUCCUACCAGAGGUUGAGGUAAGUCGAUGAGCGGUCUUCAUUUAUUCUCAUUCACAUUUAUUCUAUGCUGCUGUAUUAUGUGACCAUAGUGUCUGGAAGAGAUAUAGACACAGAUAGAUGCAGGCAUGUAUACUGAGUAUACCAAACAUUAGGAACACCCUCCCCUUUUGCCCUCAGAACAGCCUAAAUUCGUCAGGGCAUGGACUCUACAAGGUGUCGAAAGCGUUCCACAGAGAUGCUGGCCCAUGUUGACAACAUUGCUUCCCCAAGUUGGCUGGAUGUCCUUUGGGUGGUGGACCAUUAUUGAUACACACGGGAAACUGUUGAGUGUGAAAAACCCAGCAGCGUUGCCGUUCUUGACACAAACCGGUGCGCCUGGCUCCUACUACCAUAUCCCGUUCAAAGGCACUUCAAUCUUUUGUCUUGCCCAUUCACCCUCUGAAUGGCACACAUACACGUCUCAAUUGUCUCAAGGCUUAAAACCUGUUUCCUCCCCUUCACCUAUACUGAUUGAAGUGUAUUUAACAAGUGGCAUCAAGGGAUCAUAGCUUUCACCUGGUCAGUCUAUGUCAUGGAAAGAGCAGGUGUUCUUAAUGUUUUGUGCACUCAGUGUACAUGAUCAAUGAUAAAAACAUGUAAUUUCAUUAGGAAUUGGUGGGCAAAACAGUACAAUGUAUGGAUAGGGGCAGGUUAAAACAAUGAAGUAUUAUACAGUGUCAUAUAACUGUAAAUUGCAUUCUCUGUGUGUGUUUCAUCUUCUAGUCAUAUAGCAGUCGUGCCGCCAACCCCUCCACCCUAUUACGAUGGGCUAUCCUUCAGCAAAUCAUGGGUGAGGUCAAAUGAAGAUAUCCAAAUUCCGUUUUGUUUCAUAAACCACAAUUCUGAUUUGGUCUGUCGAAUGUGUUAUCAAUGAUUUAGUGAUUUGAUGAUCUCUAGGGACUGAAUCACGACUUGAAAAAACCCUUCACCAAGUCUAUGGAGGAUCUGAUGAUUUCCCUCACCAGCCACAUGAGAAGUAAGUGAGUCUUUUGAUCCAUUUCAAUAUUGACAAAGGAAAGGUCUCUGGCAGAACAAGAGUAAAUUAUCUUUGAAUAUGUUAGGUAAUUUGAAGUUCAUCUUGGUGAGAAAAAUAGGAUCCAACAAAGGAUGUGGCAAAACAGCGACACAUCUAAUCUGAGCGUUAUCAAGUUGUUGAUAAGCUAUCCUUAUGCUUAGUCAUGGUGCUAAGGAAACUGCACCUAGGCAACGAGAUAAGGUAUGAUAUCUAUAGUGUGGCUUGUUCACAAGCAGCACGUCAGAAGUGCUAUAUUAUGUAUGGAGAAGGUCUGUGUGUGUUAUUCAUCCAACCUUUCGGGUUGCAGGGUUCUCCAGAUCGCAGGAGGAUGUGCGAGUGGAACAGGAUCUGCUUACAGUGGACAACAGCCAGGGACAGAGGACUGUCCAGAAAAGCCUCUCUGACACAAACAUCAACAAAUCCACCAAUGUAAGAGAAACCAAAUAAAUAUCAACCCCUCAACUGUGUGUAAAAGUAUUACACUCUCAUUUCAGACAGACCACAUAAAGCAAAGAGCCCCCCUCCCCCCCAUGUUUAAAUCCAAGUGAGAUAUUGAUAAUAUUAUGACACUGACGAUUAUUUCCGACAGGAGAGACUUUAGGAACACAGCAAAUGUAACAACACCUUCAAGCCUCUUGGUGUAAUGGCUCAGAUGUUGGACUGACAGACCCAGGGACCCGGGUUCAAGUCCUGGUGUCGCUACCCCUGAAUUCAUUACAAUAUGAAUAAAAAGUGUGCAAUUUUCAACAGACACAACUUCUCUCCUCACAGCUAACCAAAGGCCCCAGUCUUCCCAACCUGUUCAGGAAGAGCCGGAAUGAUGACCAGAGCGGUUCCUCAUCAGGGGCAGAUGAGGACAUUUCCCUCGGCUCAGAGUACUUAGGGGGAAAGAGGGUGAGUUGAGUGGCCUGAUGAUGAAGAGAGAAAUGAAGAUGAAACAGCAGCUUAUGCAAAACAUCCCGUGACUUCACAAUUGAUUUGACCAGAUACAGAUUUUUGUUACUGUUUGUUAUGUGGUUGCCAUGUCUUUUUCAUAGCUUGCAAAGCUGGCGGAGAAGCGAGAAAGCAAUGCAUGCAAAACAUCUGCAUGCUUAAUUACAGAAUAGACCUGCAUUGUCUAUAUGCUGUCAUGACAUAUUUUUAAAGCUGCAAUAUGACAUUUGAUCUGUAUUACAGGGUAGUAGUGCUAGCAGCACUGGUACAGACUGUGAUCUCUUGGAGAUCAGCAGUGUGAUGGGAGAGCUAGAGCUCGCCAUCGCCUUCAACGACAUCACUUCCUGCCUGGAGAUCACAAUCAACGGCUGCAGAAACUUGGCCUACGGAGAUAUCAAGAGGAAGAAGUGUCAUCCGUAAGCAGUAUAACUCAUUACACUAGAUCUUAGAAAUCACAGGAGGCUGGUGAGAGGAGGACGGCUCAUAAUAAUGGCUGGAACGGAGCGAAUGGAAUGGCAUCAAACACAUGAAAACAAUGUGUUUGAUGUAUUUGAUACCAUCCCACUGAUUCCGCUCCACCCAUUAUCAUGAGCCCGUCCUCCCCAAUUAAGGUGCCACCAACCUCCUGUGAUAGAAAUAGAAGGCCUACCCAUCAUGGAAUGUUGACUUGAAUGGGGAGGCCCAUUCUAGUAAUUGUAUGUCUAUGAUACCAGAUUAUUACUCUCUGUUGUACUGUGAACCAUUAGCAUACUAGAUCUCCUUAUCCUGCACUGUAUGUCACCAUCAUGGGCAGGUAUGUAAAGGUUUAUCUACUGCCGGAGACGUCUCAGAGCACCAAACUGAAGACGACGGUCAAGAGGAACACAACGGAUCCCGUUUAUAAUGAAGUUUUACAGGUAAGGAGAAAAACACUAUAAAAUAUAGUAAAACGAGUUAAAUAGUCUGCACUGUUAUGGAAUCUCCUGUGUUUCACCCACCCAUGUGUUGUAUUCCCUGAUACACAGUGCCAGAUGGAGCGCCCCCUGUUGUCCAGGAGUACUCUGCAGGUGUCUGUGUGGCACUCUGGGACUCUGAAGAAGAAGGUGUUUCUGGGAGAGAUUCUCGUCCCGCUGGAGGGGUGGAUGUUUGAGGAGAGCACCACCCAGGGCUCCAGCUGGUACCCCCUGUGUCCCAAGGUAGGGUAUAACUGCUGAUCGUUAAGCAACGUUCACAAAAUACCCUUUGAUAUCUCUAUAAAUACAUUUCUUUAAACAUGGUUAGCAGUGUUGGUUAGGGGGGAAAAAAACAGGUAUGUUUCAUCUCUCGCUCGCUCUCUCUCUCUCUCUAUAGCCUGAGAGUCCAGAAAGGAGUGCAGUAGAGCAGGAUACAGCAGGAGAACUGCUGGUCAGAGUGAAGUUCACCUCCUUGUCCCAGCCGUCCUGGGUUUGCCAUACAGAUGGUAGGCUGGCUCUCUACAAUUCAUUGCCUCACACACUAGACGCUGUACAGGUUAUAGUGUGGUUUUACAGCACUAGGGGUCAGAAGAUCCCUUAUGUUGGAUUGAAAUGACCUUGUUUUCUCUUCUUUCUCCACACAGAGGUUCAUAUUGGACCACAUGACGUUGGUCAACUGACUGUUCUCGUCACUGGUGCCAAAAACCUGCCCACUAAAGCAAACACCAGUCAGAACACCUAUGUAAAAGGGUAAAUAUAUGACCAGUGUGUGGGUUUGCUUUGGUGCGAUAUUGUUAUGUGUGUUCUGGUGUAUUUUUGUUUCUAUUUAUGUGUGUUCUACUAUACAGUCAUGGUGACGUUGGGACAUUUCCCACGUCACCAUGAGGAAACAAGCUAUUUUAAGCUUACGGGUUAGGUUUAGGAUUAGGGUUGCAAUUAGGGUUAGAAUUAAGGUUAGGGUAAGUGGUUAGGUUUAGGGUUAGGAACUAGGUUUAGAGUUAGGUUAAAUAGGAUUUUGAAUGGAAUUCCAUUUUUGGUCCCCACGAAGAUAGAACAAAAUGUUUGUGUGUGUGUUUUCAUCUAUACAUUUACCUUUAUAUUCUGUGUGUUUUAGGUGCUUGACUCUCCCCGGGCCCAGGGAGCUGGUCCAGAGGACCCCUGUCCUGAAGAAGAAGCCCAGUCCAGAGUGGUCUCACCAGCUGCUCUUCAGCAGGGUCACACCUUACGACCUCCAGAUCUGCACUCUGGAGCUGGACCUCUGGGACCAUGCCCCCUUCACCUUCUCAGACCGUCUCCUUGGCUGGGUUAGAAUGGAAGCUGGUAAGAUGGCUACCUGUCUGUCAAUGACUGUUUUACCUUUACAAUUAUACAUUAGAUUGUAAUCAGUUUGCAUGAAAAUUAAAUGGCCUAACUGGAAAAGUUUGACCAGGCCUAUACAAGGGGACUUGGGGCUGGAUUAAAUCCGUAUCGUUACGCGUUGUAGCCCGAUCGACAUUUAAAGGGUAAUGUUCCCACGUUCGUGGAGACUGCAUUCACGGUAAACGCUGCAAAUGUCGGCUCAAUCGGAAAUUACCUUUAAAAUGUCAAGGGCGCUAUACCGCUGAACUUCGGUGAUAUGGAUUGAAUCCAGCCCUUGAGAUGAAAUAAAAUAGAAUCCUAUGUAGAAAACUAUGGGAGAAUCUCAAUUGCAUACUCCUCGUGUCCUCUCUCCUCGCCUCUUCUCAAAGCCCAGUGGAUGAGGAAGCCAGAUGUCUCUCUCCUCUGACCUUCUCCAAUGGGUUUUGAGAAGGUGAGGAGAGAGGACACGAGGAGUAUGUGAUUGAGAUUCUCCCUGUUUGUGAGAAGAAGCUAGGAAGGACUGAUGAUGUCACUGACCUGGCACUCUGUUAACCCCGUGUCUCCCAGGGUCGUCUUGGCAACUGGUGCUGCAGAUGCCCAACAUGUGGCAUGACUUUAGUUUACCCAUGCAAGCCAAUGUCAACAGCAGGAGAACAUGA
Messenger RNA from Coregonus sp. 'balchen', 14568 nucleotides. The record is from the annotation of a GenBank genome assembly. Lineage: Eukaryota; Metazoa; Chordata; Actinopteri; Salmoniformes; Salmonidae.